UCCAAUGGACUUCGCCUGAAAUCCACGAUUUUGCCGUGCUUCCCUCUGCUCAUCCGCUCCCCUGCCUGCUUCGCGCACCGUCUGACGGUGGCCGUCGUGGCUGCGGACGCUGCGCGCCGCACCGCCUCUCCCCAUCCACCACCCACUGCCUUCGCGCGAUUGCGCCGCUUGCAGCUCCGGGCCGCCGCGCGCACGCGAGCCCGCGGCCGCCGCCUCGAUGCCGCUGCCGGGGUGGAACCCGCUGGCGCCCGUCCUCCAGACCGUCGCCGCCUUCUCCCGCCAUCUCCUCAUCGCCCCGGACGCUGGCCCUGACGACCACCGCCUCCGCCCGCUCCUCUCCCUCUCCCCGCCGCCGCCCCCAUCGCCGCCGCCGGAGAUAGUGACGGAGAAGGAUGCCAAGGCGGCGCCGCUGACGAAGGAGGAGGUCGGGCGGGCCACGUGGAUGCUGCUCCACACCAUUGCAGCGCAGUUCCCUGAUGAACCAACGAGGCAGCAAAAACGAGAUGCGAAGGAGCUGAUGCAUAUAAUCUCGAGAAUAUAUCCUUGCAAAGAAUGUGCUGAUCACUUCAAGGAAGUUUUGAAAGCAAACCCUGUUCAGGCAGGAUCUCAGGCUGAAUUCUCCCAGUGGUUAUGUUAUGUGCACAACGUGGUUAAUCGGAGAAUCAUAGGAAAAAUAAGGUCUCAGGGCCAAAUGGAGGAAAAUUGAUGCAUUAUACCUAUUUGGCACACUUUUUUCUCCAACCAUGAGGGCCUUGGAAAACCAAUAUUUCCCUGCCAAAGAGUAACUGCACGAUGGGGUAAGCUGGAUUGUCCUGAACGCUCGUGUGACCUAGAAGGCACCAACGACAUCAUGCCAAAUCGAUGACGCAAAAAGAAAUUCUCUGGAAUCUAUACUUUGAUGAGGAUUCUUAAACAAACUAAUGUAUGAGCACUACUACCAAAUCGAUGACGCAAAAAGAAAUUAUCUGGAAUCUAUACUUUGAUGAGGAUUCUUAAACAAACUAAUGUAUGAGCACUACUACCAGGGAGACGAGGAAAUAGAAUUCAGGGCGCCAUGCCGAGUUGCCGACAUUACAGAGCGUCUACCUGAAUUUUUGUAUCCUUGGCGGUGUGUAUUAGAGUACGUUGGAUAUGAAUCAGGCGAUAUUUGUACUUCGUACAGUUUUGCCAUGUUAACAGUAAUCAAAUUUUGCUUUGAGCUA
Molecule: messenger RNA, 1202 nt
Organism: Panicum virgatum (switchgrass)
Lineage: Eukaryota; Viridiplantae; Streptophyta; Magnoliopsida; Poales; Poaceae
Product: FAD-linked sulfhydryl oxidase ERV1-like
Exons: 7
Coding region: 218-706 (162 amino acids)
Cellular component (GO): mitochondrion
Molecular function (GO): flavin adenine dinucleotide binding; flavin-dependent sulfhydryl oxidase activity
Source: RefSeq, a predicted model, not a curated record